Molecule: messenger RNA, 2207 nt
Organism: Sinocyclocheilus grahami
Lineage: Eukaryota; Metazoa; Chordata; Actinopteri; Cypriniformes; Cyprinidae
Product: E3 ubiquitin-protein ligase Midline-1-like
Exons: 10
Coding region: 137-2110 (657 amino acids)
Biological process (GO): regulation of microtubule cytoskeleton organization
Cellular component (GO): cytoplasm
Molecular function (GO): protein binding; zinc ion binding
Source: RefSeq, a predicted model, not a curated record
CUGGGCUCAUGCUGCGCUCCUUCAGCCCGUCUGCAUCUGUUAACUCACUCUUAUCCGACAGCGAGGCUUCCAUCAUGAUGCAGACGGCUAAACGGCUUCCCUGGGUUUCGCUGACGUCCCCAUCGCUUCACUGAAGAUGGACACACUGGAGUCAGAGUUGACUUGCCCAAUCUGUCUGGAGCUUUUCGAGGAUCCUCUGCUGCUGCCUUGCGCCCACAGCCUGUGCUUCAACUGCGCCCACCGCAUUCUGGUGUCCCACUGUCCCUCGUUCGACGAGUCCAGCAAACCGUUCUCUGCGUUCCAGUGUCCCACCUGUCGCUAUGUCAUCACUCUCGACCAGCAGGGUCUAGACGGCCUCAAGCGCAACGUCACUUUGCAGAACAUCAUCGACCGCUUCCAGAAGGCGUCUCUGAGUGGCCCGAACUCGCCGAGUGAGACGCGCCGCUCCAGCCGUGAUCCGUUCCCCUCGGUGGCGGUGGAUGACGGCAGGGUCAUGAGUUCGCCGUGCGAAGCCGUCCAGUGCCAGUUCUGCGAGCAGGACCCGCCGCAGGAGGCGGUGAAGACCUGCGUCACCUGCGAAGUUUCGUACUGCCAGGAAUGCCUGCGUGCGACUCACCCUAACAAGAAGCCCUUUACGGGACACCGGCUCACCGAACCCGUGCCGGACUCGCGGCUCAGAGGACUGGCCUGUCCCGAGCACGGAGAGGAGAAGGUCAACAUGUACUGCGUGACGGACGAGCAGCUGAUUUGCUCGCUGUGCAAACUGGUCGGGCAUCACCGCGAACACCAGGUGGCGGCGCUGGGAGAGCGAUUCGACAAGCUGAAGCAAAUGUUGGAUUUCAACCUCAGCAAUCUGAUCAAGAGGAACAGUGAGCUGGAGACCCUGAUGGCCAAGCUGAUCCAGACGUGUCAGCAUGUGGAGCACAAUGCAGCUCACCAGGAGGGCAAACUGGCAGAAGAGUGCGACACGCUGAUAAACAUCGUACAGCAGAGAAGACAAAUCAUCGGCACCAAGAUCAAAGAAGGAAAGGUGGUCCGCUUGAGAAAGCUCGCUCAGCAGAUCGCUAACUGCAAGCAGUUCGUGGAGAGAUCGUCCUCGCUCAUCGCUCAGGCCGACCAGGUUCUGAAAGAGACGGAUCACGCUCGAUUCCUGCAGACGGCGAAGAGCGUCUCAGAGCGAGUGUCGAUGGCGACGGCGUCCUCACAGGUCCUGAUCCCAGAGAUCAACCUGAACGACGCGUUUGACGCCUUCACGCUGGACUUCUCCAGAGAGAAGAAGAUGCUGGAGGGUCUGGAUUACCUGAUGGGUCAGCAUGCAUUAAAGCUUAAACAGAACUAUUUCAGUCAUGACUUUCUUUAUACCAUCUCCACCGGCCAGACUAACGUCGUCAGUCUGUGUAACUCGAUGGACAGCUGGAUGAUCGUGCCCAACAUCAAGCAGAAUCACUACACGGUUCACGGCCUGCAGAGCGGAACCAAGUACAUCUUCCUGGUGAAGGCCAUGAACCAGGCUGGGAGCCGCAGCAGCCCGCCGGACAAACUCAAGACCAACAGUCAGCCGUUUAAGCUCGACCCAAAGGCGGCCCACAGGAAGCUGAAGGUGUCACAUGACAAUCUGACGGUGGAGCGGGACGAAGCCUCGUCCAUGAAGAGCCACGCUCAGGACCGCUUCGGCAGCACGGGGAACUACGGCGUGACGGGGAACGUGUUCAUCGACAGCGGCAGGCACUACUGGGAGGUUCUGAUCGGAGGAAGCACGUGGUUUGCUAUCGGGAUCGCCUACAAAUCGGCUCCCAAGCACGGCUGGGUGGGUAAGGACUCGGCAUCAUGGGUACUGAGCCGCUGCAACACCUCGUGGGCCGUGCGUCACAACAGUAAGGAGUUUCCCAUCGAGCCGUCUCCUCACAUGCGGCGUCUGGGAGUCCUGCUCGACUACGACUCCGGCUCUCUGGCGUUUUACGACGCCGCGGGAACGCAGCACCUGUACACCUUCGACAUCGCCUUCUCGCAGCCCAUCUGUCCCGUCUUCAGCGUGUGGAACAAGUGCUUGACCGUCCUCACGGGGCUCCCCAUCCCGGACCACUUAGAGAUCAGCGACCCGCGCGACUGAACGCACCUCCAGCGUGCAGUUCAGCCCAGAAUGAAAAUGAACUGAAAAUGCACUCACCCUCAGGCCAUCCGAGAUUAGGAUGAGUUUGUGUCUUCAU